UGUUUUGCUGUGGUAAUGGGUUUUCAUGGCUUUGUCGGCAGGUUACUUUUCUAUAUGCUUCCUAGAAAGAGAACUGGUGAAGGAGUGGUUGUAGAAGAAGAGGACAACGGCGCUGCGAGUGCAUCCUUUCACAAGAAGCCUCGGAUCGGUGGUUUCGGAUCUGCGGUGCUCACCGCCACCAACACCAGCGACUGCUCCAGCAUCGCUAUCCAGAGUAGCAACAGCAGCAAUUGCAACAGCAGCGGCGUGACGGGAUCGUCGAUCAUGGCUUUGGGCGACUCGGGUUCGGCGGAUAUUGAUGAGGAUCUUCACAGCAGGCAGCUCGCGGUGUACGGCCGCGAGACGAUGCGGCGGCUGUUUGCUUCCAACGUUCUUGUGUCGGGGAUGCAAGGCCUCGGCGCUGAGAUUGCCAAAAACCUUGUUCUUGCUGGUGUCAAGUCCGUGACUCUACAUGAUGUGGGGACCGUGGAACUCUGGGAUAUGUCUAGCAAUUUUAUUUUCUCUGAGAAUGAUGUUGGCAAAAACAGGGCUCUUGCUUCUGUUCAGAAAUUGCAGGAGCUCAACAAUGCAGUGGCCAUUGAUACCAUAACAACAGAGUUGACUAAGGAACAACUUUCUGACUUUCAGGCGGUUGUAUUUACAGAUACCAGUCUGGAGCAAGCUAUUGAAUUUAAUGAUUAUUGCCAUACUCAUGAACCUCCGAUAUCUUUCAUUAAAGCUGAAGUUAGAGGCCUUUUUGGCUCUGUCUUCUGUGAUUUUGGCCCAGCGUUUACAGUCGUCGAUGUUGAUGGGGAGGAACCACACAGCGGCAUCAUCGCAUCCAUCAGUAACGACAAUCCUGCUUUAGUGUCCUGUGUUGACGAUGAAAGGCUUGAGUUUCAAGAUGGGGAUCUUGUAAUCUUUUCGGAAGUUCAGGGUAUGAGUGAAUUGAAUGAUGGAAAACCAAGGAAAAUCAAAAGUGCAAGACCCUACUCAUUCAUUCUUGAAGAGGAUACCACCAAGUAUGCUACUUACGAAAAAGGGGGCAUAGUUACACAAGUAAAAGAGCCUAAAGUAUUGAACUUUAGGCCACUGAGAGAAGCACUUAAAGAUCCUGGUGAUUUUCUUCUCAGCGAUUUUUCUAAGUUUGAUCGACCUCCGCUUUUACAUUUGGCGUUUCAAGCCCUGGACAAGUUCGUCUCUGAGUUUGGGAGAUACCCUGUUGCUGGUUCAGAAGAGGAUGCUCAACGACUUAUAACUACCGCCACUACCAUUAAUGAGAACUUGGGAGAUGGGAAGCUGGAAGACAUAAAUCCUAAACUUCUCAGGCAUUUUGCCUUUGGUGCCAAGGCAGUUCUAAAUCCCAUGGCUGCCAUGUUUGGUGGGAUUGUUGGGCAAGAGGUUGUGAAGGCAUGUUCAGGAAAGUUCCAUCCAUUGUUUCAGUUUUUCUAUUUUGACUCAGUUGAGUCUCUUCCUGUGGAGCCAAUGGAUUCUAGCGAUUUUAGACGGCAAAAUUGCCGUUAUGAUGCACAAAUUUCUGUUUUCGGGUCCAAGUUGCAAAAGAAACUGGAGGAUGCCAAGGUAUUCAUCGUCGGAUCAGGCGCUUUAGGUUGCGAGUUCUUAAAGAACGUAGCCCUGAUGGGAGUUUCAUGUGGCAAUCAAGGUAAGCUGACAGUCACUGAUGACGACGUUAUUGAGAAGAGUAACCUAAGCAGGCAGUUUCUAUUUCGAGAUUGGAAUAUUGGACAGGCCAAAUCCACUGUUGCCGCUUCUGCUGCAACAUCAAUUAAUCCUCAUCUCAAGGUUGAAGCACUUCAGAAUCGCGUUGGCCCUGAAACGGAGAAUGUAUUUGAUGACACCUUUUGGGAGAAUUUGAGUGUCGUUAUCAAUGCAUUAGACAAUGUUAAUGCCAGGUUGUAUGUAGAUCAAAGGUGCUUAUAUUUCCAAAAGCCACUGCUGGAGUCAGGAACUCUGGGUGCCAAAUGCAAUACCCAAAUGGUCAUCCCCCACCUAACUGAAAACUAUGGUGCCUCAAGAGAUCCACCUGAGAAACAAGCACCCAUGUGCACUGUUCAUUCUUUCCCUCACAAUAUCGACCACUGUCUUACUUGGGCUAGAUCUGAGUUUGAGGGUUUGCUUGAGAAAACUCCUGCUGAAGUUAAUGCAUAUCUAUCCAGCCCAUUGGAAUACACAAAUUCAAUGAGCAAUGCUGGCGAUGCCCAGGCACGAGAUACGCUGGAACAUGUUCUUGAGUGCCUGGAGAAGGAGAGAUGUGAAACAUUUGAAGAUUGCAUUACCUGGGCUCGUCUAAAGUUUGAAGAUUACUUUGCCAAUCGCGUGAGGCAGUUGAUAUACACAUUCCCUGAAGAUGCUGCAACCAGUACAGGGGCCCCUUUCUGGUCAGCCCCAAAGCGAUUCCCUCGCCCUCUUCUGUUCUCAGCAUCUGAUAUUGGUCAUCUCUAUUUUGUUAUGGCGGCAUCAAUUCUUAGAGCUGAGACAUUUGGAAUUCCAAUUCCUGACUGGGUCAAGCAUCCCAUGAAGUUAGCUGAAGCCGUUGACAAGGUGAUGGUUCCGGAUUUCCAGCCAAAGAAAGAUGCAAAAAUAGUGACAGAUGAGAAGGCUACCAGUCUCUCCGCUGCAUCUAUAGACGACUCUGCAGUCAUCAAUGAACUGAUCAAGAAAUUGGAACAGUGCUAUAAGAUUCUGGCUCCGGGUUUCAAGAUGAAACCUAUUCAAUUUGAGAAGGAUGAUGAUACAAACUAUCACAUGGACUUAAUUGCUGGGUUGGCCAAUAUGAGAGCAAGGAACUACAGCAUUCCAGAAGUUGACAAGCUGAAAGCCAAGUUUAUUGCUGGGAGAAUUAUUCCUGCUAUUGCAACCUCCACAGCUAUGGCAACUGGUCUUGUUUGCCUGGAUCUCUACAAGGUUCUUGCUGGAGGUCACAAGUUGGAGGACUACCGUAACACGUUUGCCAACUUGGCAUUGCCUUUGUUCUCAAUGGCUGAGCCGGUGCCUCCCAAGGUCAUCAAUCAUCGUGAUAUGAGCUGGACUGUUUGGGACAGGUGGGUCGUCAAAGAUAAUCCCACUUUGAGGGAACUUCUCCAAUGGCUUAAAGAUAAGGGGCUGAAUGCUUAUAGCAUUUCUUGUGGAAGUUCCCUCCUGUAUAACAGUAUGUUCCCUAGGCAUAGAGAUCGAAUGGACAAGAAGGUGGUUGAUUUGGCUAGAGAAGUGGCCAAGGUAGAAAUCCCCCCAUAUCGUCGUCAUUUGGAUGUUGUUGUUGCGUGCGAGGAUGAUGAGGACAAUGAUAUUGACAUCCCCCAAUUAUCCAUUUACUUCCGAUAAGCUGCAUGUAUUUUCUUAGA
Syzygium oleosum is the source of this 3341-nucleotide messenger RNA. Its product is annotated as ubiquitin-activating enzyme E1 1. Gene Ontology annotation, cellular component: cytoplasm; nucleus. Gene Ontology annotation, biological process: DNA damage response; ubiquitin-dependent protein catabolic process; protein ubiquitination. The transcript has 6 exons. Lineage: Eukaryota; Viridiplantae; Streptophyta; Magnoliopsida; Myrtales; Myrtaceae. Bases 16 to 3321 code for a protein of 1101 amino acids. The record is from RefSeq and is a predicted model, not a curated record. Gene Ontology annotation, molecular function: ubiquitin activating enzyme activity.